Messenger RNA from Tuber melanosporum (Perigord truffle), 1223 nucleotides. RefSeq lists its product as uncharacterized. Gene Ontology annotation, molecular function: glutathione transferase activity. The transcript is spliced from 8 exons. NCBI's taxonomy places the organism in Eukaryota, Fungi, Ascomycota, Pezizomycetes, Pezizales, Tuberaceae. The record is from RefSeq and is a predicted model, not a curated record. The coding region runs from base 1 to 1083 and encodes 360 amino acids. Gene Ontology annotation, cellular component: cytoplasm.
AUGUUUUUCCGCUCCAUUUUCCGACAAACUUUCUCACACUUAUCUAGUCCUUUGAAGGCCUCACCUAGUUUACGAUAUCAAUUGAAUUACAGAGCAAUGUCUACCUCUGGUCAGAAAAUCACCGAUUGGUGUACUCCAGACUCUAAACGUGGGGAAUUCAAUCGCAAGCCCUCAACUUUCUGCGACCUGGUUUCUCGUGAGCCCAAUGCCAAAUUCCCUCCUGAGAGAGGUCGCUACCACCUCUAUGUUAGCUAUGCCUGCCCAUGGGCACACCGAACCCUCAUCACCCGCGAGCUCAAGGGCCUACAAGACAUAAUUGGUGUUAGCGUAGUGCACUGGCACUUGGGAGAGAAUGGCUGGCGUUUCGGUACCACCGAGGAGGCCGGCGAGUAUCCAGAGGUGGCUGUUGGUCCGGAAGCAAACACUGGGGCGUCAUUCCUGAGGGAUAUCUACUUCAAGGCCCAGCCAGAUUAUGAUGGUCGCUACACGGUGCCUACGUUUUGGGAUAAGAAGAAUAACACUAUCGUUUCCAACGAGAGUAGCGAGAUAAUCAGGUUUUUAUAUACGGAGUUUGAUGACCUUGUUGAUGAGAGCAAGAAGGGAAUUACGUAUUAUCCUGAGGAUCUUCGGAAGGAGAUCGAUGAGCUGAAUGAGUGGAUUUAUGCUACCGUGAAUAACGGGGUUUAUAAAGCUGGGUUUGCGACCAAACAAGAAGCCUACGAAGUCGCCGUCACAAAGCUCUUUGAAUCUCUCGACCGUAUUGAGAAGAUUCUCAAGGACUCGGAUGGGCCAUAUCUUCUUGGGAAGGUUCUCACAGAGGCAGAUAUCCGCUUGUACCCUACCAUUGCCCGCUUUGACCCAGUAUAUGUCCAGCAUUUCAAGUGCAAUCUUCGAAUGAUAAGGCAUGAUUACCCCGCAAUCGAGAAGUGGAUGAAGCAUCUCUAUUACGACAUUCCGGGAUUUAAGGAGACGACAAACUUUGAACACAUCAAGAAGCAUUACACCAAGUCGCAUAGCCAGAUUAACCCCAAGGGGAUCACGCCUCUCGGUCCAGCUCCGGAUAUCAUGCCGAGGGAUGCUUAGUGGCGAGUUUUUAAUCCGCUCAUGUGUUGGGGGUUCGCAAGUGUUCAUUGAUGCAGUAGCUUAUCCAAUACCGGUAUCGAAAGCGGACUAUUCGUCGAUAUUUCUAUAAUCUGAAAUUUACCUGCACACUUACCCAAUGU